Messenger RNA from Arachis ipaensis, 699 nucleotides. RefSeq lists its product as uncharacterized. The record is from RefSeq and is a predicted model, not a curated record. Lineage: Eukaryota; Viridiplantae; Streptophyta; Magnoliopsida; Fabales; Fabaceae.
AUGGUUGUGGCAUGUCUUAAAUAUAUCAGUCUUAUACUUCAGGUCUUUUACUAUGAGGACGAUGCCGGAGGAAAAAUAAAGCGCGAUAUUUUGAAGAGGAUAGGAAAGAACUGGAAGGAUUCAAGGCACCACUUGUUUCAUAGGUGUUACAAACAAAUAAGGACUUAUGAGGAAAAUCUUAAGCAUCACCCAAAAGGAAUAGACAAAAAUGAUUGGAAAAAGUUCGUUGACUAUCGCCUGAAUGAAGAAACACAGAAAAAGUGUAAACAGAACACUUUAAAUCGGAGCAAGCAACUUUACAUACAUACUGGGGGCUCCAAAACUUUGGCAAGAAAAAAAAAUGAAGUGGAGAGAGAGCAAGGAAGGCUCGUUGGUAGAGGAGAGUUGUUUAUCAUGACUCAUAAGAAAAAAGAUGGCUCGUAUAUCCACCCCAAUGCGCGUGUUGUUAGUGAAGCAAUUGUGAAUGUUGAGAGGCAGGAUGGAUCCUCUAAGCACCUUUCACAGAAUGACUCGCUAGCACAAGUUCUCGGAAAGGAGCACCCAAGACGAGUUCGUGCCCUAGGUGCUGGACCAUGUCCCACACAAGUCUUUGGUAAUGCUGCUGGACAAUCGUCGGGUUCUGCAGAGUCCAAUAUAGAGGAUAAGAGGAUGAUUGCAGAAUUGACGGCUAAGCUAGAAGAAGAGCGGGCAAAGAGAUAG